This is a messenger RNA of Pygocentrus nattereri (red-bellied piranha), 3984 nucleotides long. RefSeq names its product tyrosine-protein kinase receptor TYRO3. Bases 1752 to 3662 code for a protein of 636 amino acids. Gene Ontology annotation, molecular function: transmembrane-ephrin receptor activity; protein binding; ATP binding. The transcript has 13 exons. Gene Ontology annotation, biological process: protein phosphorylation; cell surface receptor protein tyrosine kinase signaling pathway; multicellular organism development. The record is from RefSeq and is a predicted model, not a curated record. Gene Ontology annotation, cellular component: neuron projection; plasma membrane; signaling receptor complex. NCBI's taxonomy places the organism in Eukaryota, Metazoa, Chordata, Actinopteri, Characiformes, Serrasalmidae.
GAUCCAAAGAUUAUCUAUCGGCAGAACAGGAACUCAUCACUGACCCUAAGAGCAUCUAUCGGCAGAAGAGGAACUCAUCACUGACCCUAAGAGCAUCUAUCGGCAGAAGAGGAACUCAUCACUGACCCUAAGAGCAUCUAUCGGCAGAAGAGGAACUCAUCACUGACCCUAAGAGUAUCUAUCGGCAGAACAGGAACUCAUCACUGACCCUAAGAGCAUCUAUCGGCAGAAGAGGAACUCAUCACUGACCCUAAGAGCAUCUAUCGGCAGAAGAGGAACUCAUCACUGACCCUAAGAGCAUCUAUCGGCAGAAGAGGAACUCAUCACUGACCCUAAGAGCAUCUAUCGGCAGAAGAGGAACUCAUCACUGACCCUAAGAGCAUCUAUCGGCAGAAGAGGAACUCAUCACUGACCCUAAGAGCACCUAUCGGCAGAAGAGGAACUCAUCACUAACCCUAAGAGCAUCUUUCGGCAGAAGACGAACUCAUCACUGACCCUAAGAGCAUCUAUUGUCAGAAGAGGAACUCAUCACUGACCCUAAGAGCAUCUAUCUGCAGAAGAAGAACACAUCACUGACCCUAAGAGCAUCUAUCGGUAUAACAGGAACUCAUCACUGACCCUAAGAGCAUCCAUCGGCAGAACAGGAACUCAUCACUGACCCUAAGAGCAUCUAUUGGCAGAAGAGGAACUCAUCACUGACCCUAAGAGCAUCCAUCGGCAGAAUAGGAACUCAUCACUGACCCUAAGAGUAUCUAUUGGCAGAAGAGGAACUCAUCACUGACCCUAAGAGCAUCCAUCGGCAGAACAGGAACUCAUCACUGACCCUAAGAGUAUCUAUCGGCAGAACAGGAACUCAUCACUGACCCUAAGAGUAUCUAUCGGCAGUACAGGAACUCAUCACUGACCCUAAGAGCAUCUAUCGGCAGAGCACGAACUCAUCACUGACCCUAAGAGUAUCUAUCGGCAGAACAGGAACUCAUCACUGACCCUAAGAGCAUCUAUCAGCAGAGCACGAACUCAUCACUGACCCUAAGAGCAUCCAUCGGCAGAACAGGAACUCAUCACUGACCCUAAGAGUAUCUAUCGGCAGAACAGGAACUCAUCACUGACCCUAAGAGCACCUAUCGGCAGAAGAGGAACUCAUCACUGACCCUAAGAGCAUCUUUCGGCAGAAGAGGAACACAUCACUGACCCUAAGAGCAUCUAUCGGCAGAAGAGGAACUCAUCACUGACCCUAAGAGCAUCUAUCUGCAGAACAGGAACUCAUCACUGACCCUAAGAGCAUCUAUCGGCAGAAGAAGAACUCAUCACUGACCCUAAGAGCAUCCAUCGGCAGAACAGGAACUCAUCACUGACCCUAAGAGUAUCUAUCGGCAAAACAUAAACUCAUCACUGACCCUAAGAGCAUCCAUCGGCAGAACAGGAACUCAUCACUGACCCUAAGAGUAUCUAUCGGCAGAACAGGAACUCAUCACUGACCCUAAGAGCAUCUAUCGGCAGAAGAGGAACUCAUCACUGACCCUAAGAGCAUCUAUCGGCAGAACAGGAACUCAUCACUGACCCUAAGAGCAUCUAUCAGCAGAGCACGAACUCAUCACUGACCCUAAGAGCAUCUGUCGGCAGAAGAGGAACUCAUCACUGACCCUAAGAGCAUCUAUCAGCAGAGCACGAACUCAUCACUGACCCUAAGAGCAUCUAUCGGCAGAAGAGGAACUCAUCACUGACCCUAAGAGCACCUAUUAACACAAGGAAUGUGUUAUGCAUGUAGGAUUAGCAGCUUCAAACCUAUCAGAGGUAACGGAGAAUGCCAGCCAUGCCCGCCCAACAGUAAAACACACACAGAAGGCGCCUCAAAGUGUGAUUGUGAAGAGGGAUAUUACCGUCUGCAGGAUGACCCACCACAUCUAGGCUGUACAAGACCCCCAUCAGCACCUCGUCACUUAACCUUCCAUCACCUGGGUGACACAAUGCUGAUCGUGAACUGGGCUGCUCCUGCAGAUCUGGGUGGAAGACAGGAAGUGAUGUAUGAUGUGGAGUGCAAACAGAAAACAGGGCAGACUCAUGAUAUGUGGGUUCAGUGUGGGGAUUCUGUGUUUAUUCUUCCACAGUCCACUGGACUGACUGAGACAGUAGCCAACAUUACUGGACUGCAGCCUCAUAUGAGCUACCAGAUCUUCAUCAAGGCACGCAACCAACUAUCUGCUGAACAUGGCGGCUCUGGAUCUGUACAGUCCAUUACUGUGUGGAAGACCCCGGUAAUAAUCUCUCCUGCUCCUGUAACAAUGGUCACUACCCAGCUGAAGGAGGAGCAGCAGCAGCAGCAGCAGCAGUGGCUCAUGUCUCCCGAGAUAGCAGGUGUGCUGUGUGGAGCACUGCUGCUGUUUGCUCUCAUAUCAACCAUCCUCUGCUUUCUACGUAGACGUUAUAGCAAACUCAGGGAAGAUCAAGAUGUGGAGCUCAUGCCUCUGCAGACUAGUGGCAUAUCAUACCGCCGUGCUUUGGAACCUGAGACUGCACCUCCACCACAAACCAACAGUUCAGGCCAGAUUCUCGGCAGUGUGGUGAGUGACAGACUGCUGUGUGGGAUCAGAGAUGUGUUGGUGGAUCGCAGCAGACUGACGCUGGGUAAAGAGCUGGGAAAAGGAGAAUUUGGGGCGGUCUAUGAAGGUUUAUUCUCCCCUCAAGAGGGAGAGAAUAUUAAAGUGGCAGUGAAGACCAUGAGAGUUGGAAUUUACAGCCAGGAUGAUCUGCAGUCAUUUCUACAGGAAGCUGAGAUUAUGCAGCACUUUGACCAUGAUAAUGUGGUGAAACUUCUAGGUGUCACUCUGGAGAGAGAGGAGGAAUCCUCUAUUCCUGUUCCUCUUGUCAUCCUACCAUUCCUGAAACAUGGAGAUCUGCGGCGGUUUCUUAUAGCCACUCGCUACGGGGACAUUCCUAUGUUUGUGCCUCAUCAGAGCCUGCUGCGCUUCAUGGUCGACAUUGCCACGGGCAUGGAAUAUCUCAGCUCCAAGGGCUUCCUGCACAGAGAUUUGGCAGCACGCAACUGCAUGUUGGGAGAUGAUCUGCGUGUACGUGUUGCUGACUUUGGCUUGUCAAAGCAGAUCAUCAGCAGUGACUACUACAGGCAGAAGGUUGCGAUCCGAAUGCCAAUAAAAUGGAUGGCCAUAGAGAGCCUUUCUGAGUCCAUCUACACCAGCAAGAGUGAUGUGUGGUCAUUUGGAGUGACCAUGUGGGAGAUUGUGUCCAGGGGGAGAACUCCCUACCCUGGCAUUCCCAACCAUGAACUCCUGGAGAUGCUGGAUGGAGGCCAUCGACUCAAACAGGGCGAAUGUGACGACAAAUUAUAUGAAGUGAUGCUGAGCUGUUGGCACAGAGAGCCCUCUCAGCGGCCGUGUUUUUCAGAGCUGGCUCAGACUCUGAAAGCUCUUCUGUCUGAGCUUCCGCCACUGGAGGCCAGUAUGGAGGCCCACUACAUCAACCAGGGUCUGGAGGCAGCCAAUGCUAACCACAGCAGCGCCGCGGAGCCGGUGCCUGAGGGAGCCGUGCGGAACAUUUACCUGCCCGCCCCAGUCAGCUGUGCAACCGCUCCAAAAAAGGAUGAUGGGAUGAAAGAGGAGGAGGAAGAAGAGGGAUAUCUGGUGUGCAAUAAAAAUACAAAGUAGACUGCAAGAGGAACACACUGUCAUGUACAUAGUUGUAUGGCACAAUGAGAGAACCUUUCAGUGGAUGAUUCUUUAAAGAGCUAUUUUUGUAAAUGAGAUGUGUGAGUGUGAAGAAACAUUGCAGGAACCUUUAUUUUUAAAUGUAGGCUGAUGUGUAUGUAAGUAUGUCUGGGUGUUUUUUAUCUGUGGUUGUUAAAGGCACAAAAUUAAGGGCGUAUAUAUUCAUAUGUCCAAACUAUUGAAAGAUGACUAUUUAGCACACUAAUAAUCUGCUGUAAUUAUACUGACCAUUUUCAAAAUAAAAUUCAAACAUUACAAACAG